AUGGCUACUCUUACAGAGAAGUUUGGCCAACCUCACCAACUGGCCCUACAGAAAAUAGCUCAUGUUAUGGACUCCCCAGACAUUAGAAGAGGGGACACAGAAGGCUUUGAGAGGUUUGCACUGCAGAUAAGAGCACUUGUGGGCAUGCUACAGACCCUGGGCCAGGAGGGAGAGAUAGAGCUCCGUUGUGGGUCCCAUGUUGCACGCCUCCUCAGUAAACUUCCCACUGAGAUGAGGUCAGAGUUCAAAAGAUACAUGUGCCGCAACGCCACUGCAGUUUAUGAUAUAAUAGAGUUUUCAGCGUGGCUGCAGUUAGAAACAUGGUGCCAAACCAGUGAUGGACACAAGGUGAGUUAUGGAGUGAAAGAGAAAGCUCCCUCAAAGCCAGACCGUCAUCGUGAGUCGAGGCAGUUUCCUCGCUCCACUAAUAUCCUUCACGGAGCAGAGGAUCUCACUCCCAAAGAUGAAAGUUUUAGUAGUUCACCAGCAAAUAAGAAAGACAAGAAUCCUAAAGCUUAUUGCCCCUACUGCGACACCGAAGACCACUUCCUAACCCGUGUCCUCCUCAAAGUAAUCAGAGUACUCCUGCGGCACGGGGACAAGACAUUAGACACGUACGCUGUUCUAGACGACGGGUCAGACCGUACUAUGCUUUUGACCGCUGCAGCACAACAACUGGAGGUCACAGGUACUCCCGAAGACAUAUCCCUCAGAACAAUAAGACAGGACACUCAGAUCGUGCAUGGUGCUUCAGUGUCCUUCGAGAUUUCUUCUCCUUAUCAGCCAAAGAAAGUCUACAAGAUUACGAAUGCCUUCACAGCUCAGCGCCUGGGCUAG
Molecule: messenger RNA, 837 nt
Organism: Knipowitschia caucasica
Lineage: Eukaryota; Metazoa; Chordata; Actinopteri; Gobiiformes; Gobiidae
Source: the annotation of a GenBank genome assembly